This is a messenger RNA of Corapipo altera (White-ruffed manakin), 1987 nucleotides long. RefSeq names its product misato mitochondrial distribution and morphology regulator 1 (gene MSTO1). The transcript is spliced from 14 exons. Lineage: Eukaryota; Metazoa; Chordata; Aves; Passeriformes; Pipridae. The record is from RefSeq and is a predicted model, not a curated record. Gene Ontology annotation, cellular component: cytoplasm. Gene Ontology annotation, biological process: mitochondrion distribution. Bases 1 to 1686 code for a protein of 561 amino acids.
AUGCCGGGGGAGGCGGUGACGCUGCAGCUCGGGCACUACUCGGGCUGUGUGGGCGCGCACUGGUGGGGGCUGCAGGCCGCCGCGCUGCGCGGCCCCACCGAGCCCGCCGAGCUCCGCGCGUCCGCGCUGCUCCGCCCCGGGCGGGGGCCCGGCGGCACCGAGACCCCCUCGCCGCGGCUCGUGGCGCUGGAGCUGAAAGGCGGCGUGGGCGCGCUGACACUCGACGGGGUGAGCGCGGAGGCUCCGGUGCCCUGGGACGGGGCCGUGGCCGAUUACCGGGACGCGCCGCGGGACAGCGGGAACCGGGACAGCGGGAACCGCGCGGGAGACGCUGCCUGUGACGGGAAGGGGGGUCCCGGCGCUGCGGUGCCAGGAGCAGCUCCCACAGGGUCCCAGGACCCCCCCUCGGUGAGGCUCUGGUCCGAUUACCUCAACGUGCCCCUGCACCCCCGGAGUGUCCACGUGAUCCGGCAGUACCUGCACGAUGGAGAUUGUGGUUGUCUGGAAGCCUUUGCACAAGGGGAAAGUCUCCUGCAGGAUCCCGCCUGCGUGGAGGAGCUGGAGGAUCGGCUGCACUUCUUUGUGGAGGAGUGUGAUUACCUGCAGGGGUUCCAGGUCCUCUGUGACCUCCACAACGGGUUCUCAGGGGUUGGUGCCAAGGUGACAGAGCUGCUCCACGACGAGUACUCAGGGAAGGGAAUCCUCUCCUGGGGCCUCACCCCGGCCACGAGUGACGUGGGGGAUCCCCAGAGCAGUUUUUACAGGCUGCUGAACACGGCCCUUGGCAUCGUCCACCUCUCCCAGCACAGCUCCCUCUUCUGCCCUCUGUCCCUCAGUGGGAGUUUGGGAAUCAGGCCACGGCCUCCUGUGACAUUUCCCUACAUAAAAUACGAUGCAUCCCUGAACUACCACAGCAGUGCAGUUCUGGCAGCAGCACUCGACACCCUCACGGUUCCCUACCGGCUCUGGUCGUCCCAGGGCUCCAUGGUGCACUUUGCUGACUCCCUCACCUUCUCUGGGAGGAAGGUUGUGGCUGCGUGGGCGUCUCUCCCCUUCCCUGCCUUUGCCGGCUCCUCGCUCCCAGAGAUUUUAAGUGCCCACCAGCAGGACGUGCCCUGGAAGCUCCUCCUGUCCUCCUGGAGGGAGCAAAAGGUCAGCUGCUGUUUUGCUCAGUCUGUUGUGCUCCGAGGAGUUUGCAAAGAAAGGCCCAGCAGCAGCUCCCUGGGACAGCAGCCCCGGACGCCCCUGCAGGGCUGUGAGAGCCCCGAGGAGAUGCUCCAGCACUACCUCCACACCCACUUCCCAGGCUCCUUCAGCACAGCCCACGUGCUCCAGCAGCCCUGCGACACCCGACCUCCCUUCCCCCAGUUCUUCUCUCCUCUCCUGACCAGACAAGGCUUCCUCCAGGACAAAGCUCUGGGUCACUCCUUGGCAGGGCCCAACAGAGCAGUGCAGAGCAUCCCCGUGCUGGCAGCCCUGCAGGCCUCCCCUGUCCUGCACCAGCUGCUCUCGGGCCUCUGGCGGGACCUGCGGGCGUGGAACGUGCGGCGCUGGAGCAGCUUCUUCACGGCCGGGCUGGAACACGACGACUUCCAGCAGGCCCUGGAGGAGCUGAAGACUCUGUCCCAGUGCUAUGAAAUGGGGUUUGGGGGGGAUGGCUCCGAGGAUGAGGCGGAUUCAGACUAACACACCUUUAUUCCCAGGGAUAGAGGCAGUGGGAGCCUCUUUAAGGUCACUUUGGGAAUAAAGGGAAUGGCUUUGGGGAUGGUCCAGCUGCUGCUUCCUUCUCAUUUCACCAAAAUCCCCUAACAAAGGCUGGCUUAAAUUCUCCAGCUACUCACAGCUGUGUUGUAGAGGAGGAAAGCUGCUUUUGGGGGGCUGUUUUUGUAUGUUUGGUUGGUUGGUUUUUUUUAUACCUGUGCAAAGUGGAUUUGCUCUGCCCCGUUCAAAUAAACCCACACAAUAAAUAAGAGAGCUCAGACUGUAA